UCUCACCCUGCAACAUGACCCCACCUUCUUCAAACUUCCAUGGCUUCCAACACCAACGCCAAUCCAGAGAUAUCAUCAAAGGCCCACGUCCUUCUCCAUUGAUGAUCAAAAGAACCUCUCAUUCCAUCAGAAAACCUUCCUCAUCAUCCUUCACACAGAUGACGGCGGCGGCCGCCAUGAACAAUCCCAAAGCCCAUCACGGUCAUCUUCAUCAUCAUCAUCAACAACAACAACAGAUAAGGAAGCCUGUCAUCAUCUACACCCACUCGCCCAAGACCAUCCACACCAAGCCUGAAGAUUUCAUGGCUCUCGUUCAGAAGCUCACCGGUAAGCCCCGUCCUAAAGACAAGAAAGAGGCUGCAGUUUCCGGCGCCGGCACCGAGAAUUUAGAGUCGUCUUUGUCCGAUGAAUCCAUCAUUAGCAGUAUUAAACAAGAGAAGAUUGGUUCUUGUGAUGUUAAUAACGAGAUUACGAGUUCACCAUCAUCGGCGCUAAAUCGAUGCACUACUGGAGCUGCGGAUCUGAAUUAUGCAGAUAUACCUCUUUUUACGCCCAAUUCGUCAGAUUUCUGGAUCAGUCCUUACAAUAGAUCGGUGUUUAACAAGCAAUCUUCUGCAGAUUCACCCUUCAGUAUGCUAGGUAGUUUGAUUUCGCCUUCUGGGUUGGAAUUCAUCAAAGAGCUUCCAGAAUAUUGAAUUUUAACUUUGGAGAUCAUUUGAUCAUAUGAAGGUCAUCAAUCUGAUUCUUCUUUCAUAGUGUAGAUCAGAUCAAAUUGUGUUGUUUUUCUUGCUUUCAUUGGUUGGUUUGUCUACGUUGAAUAAAGUUUUGUUAGCUUCAAAAUAACAACUAGAUGCCUAGAAGAUAGAAUAGUAGCUAGGUAUCCUCAAUACUAUGAAUAAUCAAUAAAAUUUAAUUUAUUCUUUGUGGAUAUAUAUA
Molecule: messenger RNA, 936 nt
Organism: Neltuma alba
Lineage: Eukaryota; Viridiplantae; Streptophyta; Magnoliopsida; Fabales; Fabaceae
Product: VQ motif-containing protein 8, chloroplastic-like
Exons: 1
Coding region: 15-695 (226 amino acids)
Cellular component (GO): nucleus
Source: RefSeq, a predicted model, not a curated record